Molecule: messenger RNA, 561 nt
Organism: Tuber aestivum (summer truffle)
Lineage: Eukaryota; Fungi; Ascomycota; Pezizomycetes; Pezizales; Tuberaceae
Source: the annotation of a GenBank genome assembly
AAGCGGCAAUCCACGAUAUGCGAACUCACAUUUCUAACAUCUAUAUUGGCUGUCAAAUUGAAUCGGAUGCGUUUGGUAAUAGCACCAGAGGAGCAAAUAUAUGUAUGACACCAGCAACAUGAAGUUACUACACACAAUUGAGACCUCACCUAAACUACUGGUAGGGCGUUAUAAGUACACUGAGACUCGCACAAUCUUUGCUGAUAUAUACGUUUCAUCAGCUUUCCCCGUCCUCGGAAAAGUGUUACAUGGCUUAUCCAAGACCAAGGAACUCGAGUACUUCGGCAUUUUGACCUCCUUCUCAUGCCCCCCAGGCGUUAACGCGGCACCCGCAGCAUCGGAUUAUGGGCUUCUUUUCGACGCAAUAAAGCUUGACGCUGUGAACGUGACCACAAGGCCCUGCUAGCUGUUGUUGCUCUCGAUGGUGAGGGAUCCCCCUUAGCUACUGCCUCAGAUAAGGGCAAGAUAAUCAGGGUGUUUUCUAUUCCCGGUGCCCACAAACUUUACCAGUUCCGCCGAGGAACGUACCCUUCGCGUAUCUCCCCAAUUCCCCCCAACCUU